This is a messenger RNA of Colletotrichum siamense, 1344 nucleotides long. RefSeq lists its product as uncharacterized. The record is from RefSeq and is a predicted model, not a curated record. The transcript has 4 exons. Bases 1 to 1344 code for a protein of 447 amino acids. NCBI's taxonomy places the organism in Eukaryota, Fungi, Ascomycota, Sordariomycetes, Glomerellales, Glomerellaceae.
AUGACGCGAGACCAACCUUCAGAAGACGUUGACCGUGUAUCUCGUCAGUCUCUUAGCACUCCGAACAGUCAUUCCACCACUCUUGGGUUGGACCUCAGCUUCGAGGCCGAUUGUUUCGGUUUCGAUCUUGCAGGCGAGAGCUUCGAUGACUUCUUCCCUUUCCCAGCUUUUGCGGGUUUGGCAGAUUUCACGGGUGUCGACUCCGCUGCUGUUUGGCAGUCUGCGGGGGACAAGCCCGGCGCUCUUCUUGCUGAGCCCUCUGUUCAGAGCCACGGCGAGGUGUCGGACGUCAUCAACGACGACAACCGCCACUUAAUCCAACAUUACUUAGAGGUCAUCAAGGGCUACUCCAAAGUAGACGACCGCGCAAAAGAGUCUAGCAAUCUGUUCGUCUCGGCGUUCACGCAGUCGCUGAAAAUUCCACCUCUUCUCUACGCUAUACUCGCCUUCUCGGCCUCCCACCUCUCAAUCAAUGACCCGACUUAUUGCGAUGGAGCUAUCAGAUUCAACCAGCUGGCCGAGGAAACCUCUUGUCAAUACAGAGAGACUCACACGAAAGAGAUUGCCAGUCUUCUCUCGGCCCUCUUCAUCCGGAUCAAACAGCUUCAUGUCAUGGGUAGCAGUCUCGACGCUCUCCUCGAUCUCAUGACGGAGGUCGUCGAGAUCUCUAGUCAGACGAAUAGUCCUUCGUCUCGCUCUGCUAGACGCGCGCGGUACAUGCUUUCGAUUGGGACGUGUCUACUUCGAGCAGAUAUUCUCCGCUACAGAAUCGGUGAAAUUGACGCUAGACUUCACGAUCAGCUAGAGGCAGAGUUUGCCAGUAGCGCGCCUGUAAGAACUGCGGAGAUCAAAUUACUCUACGAGGAUAUUCGGAGGGAGCUUGAGCGCUGCGAACGUGGUAUGCUUCAGUCGACGGGAACCCAAGCCUCGGGCAUCACAACGAAUGAGGUUCUUGGUACAGCCGAGUAUAACUAUCACAUAAUUUCAUCGGCUCUGCACUCGGCCAUUUUAUACCUCUCACAAGUCUACCCGAUGCCAAUCUUUGACGUAAAUCAAUCAAUAUCCAACAUCCUCCGGCAUCAACUCAGGAUCCAACACGACCCAUCGCGAGCCAACUCGCCGCCGUCCAUCCUGCCUUCCUCGAUGUUCUUAGCCGGCUUGUCUACCACGGACCCCAUACACCGUGACUGGGUCAUCAAAACGUUGCGAGAGGCAGAACCUUGGGGCGUUUACAUCAAGAAGAUCAGAUUGCUUCUGGAGGCAAUUCACACCAUGCAAGCUGGCGGAAAGAAGGUUCAUAUUUGUGACGCCAUGGAUCAGGUCACUGGCAGGUUCUUGAUGUAG